Messenger RNA from Symbiodinium natans, 2916 nucleotides. The record is from the annotation of a GenBank genome assembly. Lineage: Eukaryota; Dinophyceae; Suessiales; Symbiodiniaceae.
AUGGAGGCUCGUGCAUCUUCCAGGCCGAUGCCCAGUGAGGGACUCGCCUCCAGUGGAUCGAGGCCCUCCUCAAGGUCGAGGAGUCGGAAGCUUCCACUCGGUCCAGAGGAAGCAGCGCAAGCAGCACCACCAUCGGUUCUCGGCUCGAAGGCGCCUGUGUCCUUGGAUUCAGCCAGCAGUCAUGGCUAUCCAAGCGCGAAGGACCAACCACCGGCUCAGGCACCCAUGCUACCAAGGUCCUACCCUUCACGAGUUGAUGACGCAGCACCGGGCAGGGAUGCUCGCACUUUCUCCGACGAGAUCCUGGACCGUGUCAAUCGGCUUGAUCAAAGAAAGCAGAAGGCAUUGCUGAAAAUGCUGGAUUCUCUGGAGGAGGAGCACUCGCAUCCAGCGCAUCCAGCAGCUUUUGAAUCCACCGAGGUGCAGCCGACCUCCUUGCAGUCCUCGCACUCGGACCUUCGCGGAGCUCGAUGUGAGGAGAGAAGUUCUGAGCGUCCACCUGAAGAUGCGCAGCAGGAGCUCCUGCAGUCCUUGCAGGCUCUAGAGCUCUUCCGCUCAUCGCAGAGCCGAAGGUUCUUUUCUGCGAAUCUGCAUGGCGAGCCACAAGAGCAGGAUCGGCAGGCUCCGACGCCACUGCCCGUUGCCCCCGCCCCUUCUCCUGCUCCUGGCGAUCAGCUUGAACAGGCAAGCACCGCCCAGUUUGGAUCCGAGAAGCAAGAGCUCCUUGCAGAGGCAGCUGCCAUGGGCCUUGAAAUCCCUGUGAGAAACUUCGAUGACACCGAUGCGCUGGACAGUCUCGUCUCAGCAGAGCCACGUGUGACGCUGGGCUCCUCCCUCAUUGCCAACGAGCUGCAGCAAAGCGUGGUGAUCCCAACUUUACCUCGGGGAAGGGUCCUGGUCUUCAACUGCGUCUCGACUUGGGGUGACAAGGAUUUUGUUGGCCUUGCUGGUAUCGAAAUCUUUGAUGGCCGUGGAUUCCCUGUCGUCUUGAAAGAUCUUAAUCGACAGGUCACUGCCGACCCUCACUCGAUCAAUGUUCUGGACGAGUAUGACCAUGAUCCUCGCACUCCGGACAAGCUCUUUGACCAGGUCAACCUGACUCGCGAUGAUCUUCAUGUGUGGCUUGCACCCUUCUUCAACGGCCGCGUGCACACAGUGACAGUGGACCUGGACUGCCAGACUGAAAUCAGCAUGAUUAGAGUCUGGAACUACAACAAGUCUCGUCUGCACUCGAGCAGGGGCGUGAGGGACCUGGAAAUCCUCUUGGACGGUCAUGCAAUCUUCAUUGGGGAGGUCAGGCGAGCCCCUGGGGUGUUGACCAAACCGGAAGAGGCGUGCGAACUCAUCCUGUUCACGCAAGAUGAGUCCGUUUUAGAGGCAGUUGCGGAACAUGACUGGUUGCCAGCACAUCUGCCGGUCGACUCUGAUGAGGAGUUUCAGGAAGAUGCAGCUGAGGCCGAUGAAUUCGGUGCUCUUGGUGGCAGACCCCCAACUGCUGAUUGUGCACUCGCCGGGGGAUUUUCGCCUCGCGGACAGAAGACGCCGCGCCUCUCUGAUGGCCGGCCACUGACGCGGGCCAUGGAACGAUCAAGGGGACGCGGGACAGUUUGCAGCUCUAUCACUCUGCUGGUCAACUCAACCUGGGGAGAUCAGUUCUACGUGGGACUGACAGCGCUGGAGGUCCUGGAUGGAAAUCUUGCCCCUAUUCCAUCAGAUGAGGUGAAGCUGGAAGCGUAUCCCAGAGACUUGAAUGAUCUUGAGGGGGUGGAGGGUGAUGUCCGAACACUGAGCAACCUUCUGAACGGGGUUUGCUGCACGGUAGAUGACCAGCACAUGUGGCUUGCACCCUUCUUGAAGGCUGCGCCUGAGACUUUGGAUGACGACCAAAACGACGUGAGCCAGCGCAACUACAUCCGCAUCAGCUUUGAUGCAGACCGUGAGGUUGCAGGAUUCAACGUCUGGAACUACAACAAGAACCUGGAGGACACAUGCAGAGGCAUUCGGGAGUUUUCUGUCUAUUGCGAUGACAGGUACAUUGCCACAUUCCUGUGCCGUAAAGCUCCGGGCCACGUGCACUUCGAUUUCAAGCAGGUUGUUCUCCUUGACCAGCCGCCUUCCGAUCUUGCCAGACGGGCUCCACCUCGGCUGCCCUCUCGCUCUGCAAGCAGGCGGCGCGACGGUGAGAAUCGUGAAGCGGCCAGGGCUCGACCACCAAGCGGAUCCGAAAGGACACCCGCGCAGGUGGAGGUUGGAACAAGGCUCGCUGAGCGAUCACCCUGUUCCAUAGACCGCCCACCACAGCAGUACGAAACCCCCCUCCACCCAUGUGGUUUCACAUUCAAGCUACUGUUCGCCAGUACAUGGUCGGAUGUUCACUAUGUUGGACUUGAUGGUGUUGAGAUCUACGAUGCAUCGGGAAGGCCACUGAGGCCGAAGCGUGCGCAUUCCAACCAUGGCAGUGUCAGGGACUUGCCGGGCAUGGAAGCUGAUGUCCGCACGGAGGACACCUUCCUCAAGGGUGCCCCCGGCAACAUGCGGAUGUGGUUGGCGCCCUUUUUCCGGCAGCCGCCUAACUAUGUCGAGCUAGUUUUUGACGAGCCGACACAGAUCUCGUCAAUGAAGUUCUGGAACUACUCCAGGACUCCAUCGCGAGGUGUGCGUGAUGUCGAAGUCUACGUGGACGAUCUAUUGAUCUAUCAGGGAAUCCUGAGACAGGCGUCUGGUAAAGAUGGAGGUGAGAGUGUCUUGUUCACAGACCAAUCCAAGAUCAUCGAAAGGGAACGUGCGUUCAUUUACCAGCCAAGUCCCGAUGAGCUGAUCACCUUCAUCGAUGAAAGAGGACAAUGGGAGGCUACUGGACGUGCUGCAGGUGUUCCGCUGGAACGACCCAUGACGGCGCUCACAUCCGUCACUUAG